AAUAAGAAUUUAUAAAUUUUGUGUGUUUUUGUGAACAUGAGUGCAAGAAAACUAAGUUGGGUGUGGAGUUUUUUUACGAAAUGCAGUGAUGGUAAGCAAGUUACCUGCUCCAUUUGUGGAGCAGUCCUUAGUUUCCACCACUCCACUUCCUCGCUAAGCACUCACUUGAAACAAGUCCAUAAGAAGGAACCGAUUCGUGGUGGUGGCAUAACACCGGACACGAAUAUCGAUGCAACAAGUGGUGAAUGCGUUGAAACGCAGGCGAGCACCUCGGGUGGCCGUAAGAGAAAAAAGCACGACACCGUUCAUGACUGCACAUUUGAACGUCAGGAAUUGAUAUCUCGUGGAGUGGCACGCCUAAUCGCAAGUAACAUGUUACCAAUCUCUUUCGUUUCCUCUGAAGGCUUUCGCGACUUUAUGAAGUUAUUGGAACCGGGAUACAAAGUUCCCUCUCAACAAAGUAUACUCUCACGUUUACAAUUGUUUUAUAAUGACGUAAGAGAAAAAAUUGCAAACGAUUUGGCGGAGGUAGAAAGCGCAUCAAUUUCAGUGGACGAAUGGACAUCAAGAACUCAAGAUUGUUAUUUAUCAGUCGAAGCCCAGUAUAUUGACAAAAAUAGUGAAUUGUGCAAAGUUACACUUUGUAACGAGCAACUAGAAGACCGACCAAAUGCAGAAAACAUUGCAUCGGCAAUAGAAGUAGUUUUAGCCGAUUGGAACAUUUCCGACAAAACGCAAGCGAUAACGCACGACAGUGCAUCAGUCAUGAAUGCAGCAGCGCAACAACUUUUUAAUAUAGGGGACAGCAUCAAGUGCAGCGCUCACCUUUUGCAGCUUGUGAUAAAAGACGCAUUAGCAGCUGUACCUGAUUACGAUAAAAUUUGCAAAAAAAGGACGAAAUUUAACAGCACAUUUUCAUCGCUCAAAUAUUGCCAAAACUGCACUAGUAAACCGCCAAGUACAGUUGGGGAUAAAGGAAAAUCGACUCAUACAAUGCUGCGAAACACGUUGGAAUUCCAAAUAUUACAUGUGUGA
This is a messenger RNA of Rhagoletis pomonella (apple maggot), 1035 nucleotides long. RefSeq lists its product as uncharacterized. The record is from RefSeq and is a predicted model, not a curated record. The transcript is spliced from 3 exons. Lineage: Eukaryota; Metazoa; Arthropoda; Insecta; Diptera; Tephritidae. Bases 37 to 1035 code for a protein of 332 amino acids. Gene Ontology annotation, molecular function: DNA binding.